Molecule: messenger RNA, 1097 nt
Organism: Schistocerca gregaria
Lineage: Eukaryota; Metazoa; Arthropoda; Insecta; Orthoptera; Acrididae
Exons: 2
Coding region: 102-548 (148 amino acids)
Source: RefSeq, a predicted model, not a curated record
GGGAGUGGUGGGGGAAGGGAGCUAGGGUGGGGUGGACCGGGCCGCCGCAGGCCCGCUCGCGCAGAGAGCUGUGCCGGCAGAGUAUCGCGUACUCUGGCGCGAUGCUGACGGCCUCAGCUGCGAUGGUGGAGACGUGCCUAUUGCUGCCGGGCGCCGUGCCGGCCGAGAAGGAAGUCGCGCGAGCCCGAGGGGCCGCCCGCUGCCUGUUCGGCCCGGCAGACCCUGGCGCCGCAGAACUGCUGUUGCGGGAGCAGCUGGCAGCCGAGAGGGAGCGCUUGCUGUGGCGGUUCGGCUUCCGAGUCGUAGCGGCGCUGGCAGCCGAGGGCGUGGAGGCAGGCCUGGGGGCGGGAGAAGAGCUGGCCCCAAAGGAGGCGGCGCAACCCCUCUGUCCGGCGCCGAGCCUGCGGAGACCCAGGGCCAAGCCUUACCACCGCCAGACUACUGUCAAAGAUUUCUACAGAGUGCAAAAGGCACCUGCCGACAAGAAGCUGGAAGCGGUGUCCAGCAGACCGACAGAAGGCGUGUGCGCCGAGGCCGCUGCCGACUGAGCUGGUGCGACCUCACUCUCGGCUUGAGCGCUGGGAAGUCUUCCAGAGGACUGCCGCUUGAAGAGGCUCGCCUCGGUACACGCCAUCUGCGACAAGCAGGACGGGCGGAGAACCUGCAUCCGAACGUCACUCCACCGACCGCGUAGUGUGGCCGGUCUUCGGGAAUCCGCGGAUCUCGUAGAUCUGUAGAUCCGACCGCUGACUGUGACGUCGCGCACGCUUGCGCAGAGGACUCUGGUGUGUUGCGAAGUGCACACGCUUCUACUUUCCUGCAUUUAUGUGCUGCGAUCAGUGCUUGUCCCGUGCAGCACUCGCCAGUGACUCUGCAUUAACACAGUUUGGUGUAAUACAGUCUUGGUCAUCCUCUCUCCUGUAAUAUUUACUUCAUUCUUGCACACUGUUGUUAACAUUUUAGUUCUUGAGAGUAUGUGUGAUGUGCAAUGUUGUAAAUAGCCUGCAGAAGAAAACUUCCUCUGAAAGAACACACGAUUGUCUGACAUUAUCACUACUGAUAAUAGUGUUUAGUACUUAUGGUGUCCAAGAGGUCUU